AUGCUUAUGCACGAAGAUCAAAUCCAUAGCAGCGAUCACGAACGGACCACCAACUCUAACACAGACGCCGACAAACCACAUAUGGCACUGCUGCAGGCCAAUUUUGAAACAGCGUUGGCUCGAGGCCGAGAGUCUGGUCCUCUUGAGCCAUCGUAUGAAGGCGAAAACAACUUCUCCCCACCAGCCGAUUUGGACCCGGCGAUGUUUCUAGUCAGCCCUCUACGGGAUGGAGGUCCCACGCCGGUGCCUUACUCCCAUCGCAUGCUGUCCCCAACGGCUGGCAUUGAACGCAAAACAAAGGACUCUUCCGAGUGCGGCCUCCGAGCCGCAGUGCAACGACUCUCUUCCUAUCUCCGUCCAACGACCAAAGCAGGACCGAGCGGUCCCACUGACCUGAUGGGAAUCUCGCCUCAAGCCAAUCCGGAUGACUUUCCAAUCAAUUGUAAGUUUGAAGCACGGCUGCAGAAGUAUUUGAAUCCGCGAGUGAUUUAUCGUGACCCGAAAGACGAUUCAAUCACCUUGAAUUUUGCGACCUUGCACCAAGCGGAGUUGCAUCGCCUUCGAAAAUCUUUGAUUGAAGCGGCGAUAGACUUUGCGUACGGAAAGCACUCUGAAGACGACCCGUUCCCGACGCUGGGUCUGAUUCAUGCCUACAGAAAAGCCUUAGAGGAUUGGGACUAUAUCAAAAGCUGUGCGCUGAAGGGUAAGGAGAACGAUCCCUUCAUUGCAACAAGUAAGGAAUAUCAGGACUGCGUAUAUAUCUGGCAUGCCUGUGCGGAAUUUCGAGGCGAGAUGGACCAGCAUGAUCAGUCAAGGCUCUUGGGACCGGUCGGGCCUGAUUCGCCCUCAACUCAUUCGAAUCCAUCGAUCCUCGGGGCUGCCCUUCAAAGCCUACCAGCACCUACGCCUCAUGAGCUACAAAUCUUUUGCAAAUUCGAUACAGCUUCCAGGACUCGUGAUACCCAAGAUCUCUGGGGCGCAUCCCGCAACAAAGGGAACGAGCGUGCAACCAAAAGGGCACUAUUCCAGCGAAUAGGGAUGGCCUUUAUGGGUGGUGCAUUUCUCAUCGGUCCUAUGCUCGUAAUGGUCUUGCAUCCGAGUCAGCUCACGGCGUUGCUGACGACGUCUCUCUGUGUCUUCGCUUUCGGUUUGAUAAUGGCUCUGUAUUUGGACGACCCGUUCAAUGUUUUGUCGGCUACUGCCGCAUAUGCCGCUGUCCUGGUGGUGUUCAUUGGAAGUAAUGGUACGGGGUAG
Molecule: messenger RNA, 1254 nt
Organism: Fonsecaea multimorphosa CBS 102226
Lineage: Eukaryota; Fungi; Ascomycota; Eurotiomycetes; Chaetothyriales; Herpotrichiellaceae
Exons: 2
Coding region: 1-1254 (417 amino acids)
Source: RefSeq, a predicted model, not a curated record